AUGCCAGGCUUGACGUUCUCGAAUGAGCUCAUCUCGCGUGAUGAGGGUAUGCAUACCGACUUUGCUUGUCUUCUGAUGCAACACCUCAAGUAUAAGCCCGAUCCCAAACUCAUCGAGGACAUCAUCACCGAGGCUGUUGUCAUCGAGAAGGAAUUUUUGACAGAUGCUUUGCCUGUCGCUCUGCUUGGCAUGAACGCCAAACUGAUGCAACAAUAUAUUGAGUUCGUUGCCGACCGUCUUCUCCUUGCCCUCGGAAACAAGAAGUACUACAAUGCCCAGAAUCCUUUCAGCUUUAUGGACAACAUCUCAUUGGCGGGAAAGACAAACUUCUUCGAGAAGCGUGUCGGUGAUUACCAGAAGACCGGUGUCGCGGCCAGCGGAAAGAAGAUGCAAGAGAGCUCUAAUGAUAAAAAGACCGACGAAGAGAGCAACGGCAUCAACUUCGAUGAGGAUUUCUAG
Rhinocladiella mackenziei CBS 650.93 is the source of this 459-nucleotide messenger RNA. RefSeq lists its product as uncharacterized. Gene Ontology annotation, molecular function: oxidoreductase activity. Lineage: Eukaryota; Fungi; Ascomycota; Eurotiomycetes; Chaetothyriales; Herpotrichiellaceae. The record is from RefSeq and is a predicted model, not a curated record. Bases 1 to 459 code for a protein of 152 amino acids. Gene Ontology annotation, biological process: deoxyribonucleotide biosynthetic process. The transcript has a single exon.